AUGGGACCUCCACAACACGUUUACUCACAGGCACUCCAGCCACCCCAUCCUCCACAUCAUUCUUUCCCUCCACCUCUGCCAAUUCCUUCUCUUCCGCCCUUACAUUCAUCACCUCCACUCCACCAAUCACCACCCCUAUUGUAUUGCCCUCCCCCACAGUCAUAUUUCCCCUCUCAAUUCCAUGCUCCGCCAUCUCUACCUGCUCAUCAUAUUCACCCAACUCAUCGGCAAACACAAAACGUGCAGGGCACCCCAGUGGAUCCACUUUCUGCAGUGCAGGCCUCUAAUCGCUAUAUGACCUUGACACCUUGCUUUCCUUCUGACCAUCCACAGCCCCGGCAUACUGGCUCUAUCUCUGGACCCUCCAGCUCUUCUCAUGCCCCACCAUUACACCAAUUUCAACCCUUCAUGUCUCCAGCACACCACCCGCCACAUAAUGUUGAAGGCCACUUCCCACAGCCUCACUCAGGCUAUCCUCUCCAAGAAUCUCAGGCUCGAUAUCUGCAGAGUCAGCACUACUACCCUCAGUUUGGUGCACCAUAUCCUGGUGGAAUGUGA
Molecule: messenger RNA, 558 nt
Organism: Suillus fuscotomentosus
Lineage: Eukaryota; Fungi; Basidiomycota; Agaricomycetes; Boletales; Suillaceae
Exons: 1
Coding region: 1-558 (185 amino acids)
Source: RefSeq, a predicted model, not a curated record